This is a messenger RNA of Corvus hawaiiensis (hawaiian crow), 4928 nucleotides long. RefSeq names its product ceramide transfer protein-like. Gene Ontology annotation, cellular component: Golgi apparatus. Gene Ontology annotation, biological process: ER to Golgi ceramide transport. Lineage: Eukaryota; Metazoa; Chordata; Aves; Passeriformes; Corvidae. The record is from RefSeq and is a predicted model, not a curated record. The transcript has 18 exons. Gene Ontology annotation, molecular function: phosphatidylinositol-4-phosphate binding. The coding region runs from base 295 to 2166 and encodes 623 amino acids.
UUGCCUUGCGUAAGAUGGUGGUGGUGGCUACGCUCUAAGUGGAUUGCGUGGCAGGCAGACGCGUACUUGUGUCUCCUCGCCGCCUCUGUGCUGUGGUUCUUGCCGCCAGCAGGGGCCGUGGAGCAAUAGUGAGGAGGAAGCCCAGGCUUGCGUGCCUCGGCGCCGGCCGGUUGCUGGUGGUACUGCGGGUGCGGAUUGGUGCUACUCAGGUAGAGCCCGCUGCUCCCGUCCCUUCAGCAGGAGGAGGCUAAGGCUGCUGUGGGCGGGGAUCGCUCGGCUCUUCCCUGCUCGACUAUGUCGGACAAUCAGAGUUGGAAUUCCUCUGGCUCCGAAGACGACCCCGAGACAGAGCUCGGGCUGCCUGUUGAGCUCUGUGGGGUACUCAGCAAGUGGACCAAUUAUAUUCAUGGGUGGCAGGAUCGAUGGGUAGUUCUGAAAAGAAACACACUCAGUUAUUACAAGUCUGAAGAUGAAACAGAGUAUGGCUGUAGAGGCUCUAUCUGUCUGAGCAAGGCUGUGAUUACACCUCAUGACUUUGAUGAAUGCAGAUUUGAUAUCAGUGUAAAUGACAGUGUUUGGUACCUCCGAGCUCAAGACCCAGACCACAGACAACAGUGGGUAGAUGCAAUAGAACAACACAAGACUGAAUCUGGCUAUGCAUCAGAGUCAAGUUUACGACGCCACGGCUCCAUGGUGUCUCUUGUUUCUGGAGCAAGUGGAUACUCUGCAACAUCCACCUCUUCAUUCAAGAAGGGCCAUAGCUUACGUGAAAAGCUUGCAGAAAUGGAAACCUUUAGAGACAUUUUGUGUAGACAAGUUGAUACUUUACAGAAAUACUUUGAUGCCUGUGCAGAUGCAGUUUCCAAAGAUGAACUCCAGAGGGAUAAAGUGGUAGAAGAUGAUGAAGAUGAUUUCCCUGUGAUGCGUUCUGAUGGGGAUUUUUUACAUAACAGUAACAGCAGUAAGGAAAAAUUGUUUCCAUAUGUGACACCCAAAGGAAUUAAUGGUAUAGACUUUAAAGGAGAAGCCAUAACUUUCAAGGCAACUACUGCUGGAAUACUUGCUACACUCUCUCAUUGUAUUGAACUCAUGGUCAAACGUGAAGAAAGUUGGCAAAAAAGACUAGAUAAGGAAAUAGAGAAAAGGAGAAGAAUUGAAGAAGCAUACAAAAAUGCUGUGACAGAACUGAAGAAAAAGUCCCACUUUGGAGGGCCAGACUAUGAGGAGGGUCCUAAUAGCCUGAUUAAUGAAGAAGAAUUCUUUGAUGCUGUUGAAGCUGCUCUUGAUAGACAGGAUAAAAUGGAAGAACAGUCUCAAAGUGAAAAGGUCAGAUUAUACUGGCCAAUAUCCUUACCUUCUGGAGAUGCAUAUUCUGGUGUGGGGACUCAUAGAUUUGUCCAAAAGCCCUAUAGUCGCUCUUCCUCCAUGUCUUCCAUUGAUCUAGUCAGUGCCUUUGAUGUUCACAGAUUCAGCGCCCAGGUGGAAGAGAUGGUACAAAACCAUAUGACAUAUUCCUUGCAAGAUGUAGGAGGAGAUGCCAAUUGGCAGCUAGUGGUAGAAGAAGGAGAAAUGAAGGUGUACAGAAGAGAGGUGGAAGAGAAUGGAAUAGUUUUAGAUCCUUUGAAAGCAACGCAUGCCGUUAAAGGAGUAACAGGGCAUGAAGUUUGCCACUACUUCUGGAAUGUUGAUGUUCGUAAUGACUGGGAAACAACAAUUGAAAAUUUCCAUGUUGUGGAAAAUUUAUCUGAUAAUGCCAUCAUCAUUUACCAGAUGCAUAAGAGAGUGUGGCCGGCUUCUCAAAGGGAUGUGCUGUAUUUGUCUGCCAUCAGAAAAAUUCCAGCAUUCAGUGAAAAUGAUCCUGAAACAUGGAUUGUUUGCAAUUUCUCUGUGGAACAUGACAGUGCUCCUAUGAACAAUCGUUGUGUCCGUGCCAAAAUAAAUAUUGCUAUGAUUUGUCAGACUUUAGUAAGCCCGCCAGAGGGGAACAAGGAAAUAAGCAGGGACAAUAUCCUAUGCAAGAUUACAUAUGUAGCUAAUGUGAACCCGGGAGGAUGGGCACCAGCAUCAGUGUUACGGGCAGUGGCAAAACGAGAAUAUCCAAAAUUCUUAAAGCGUUUUACAUCAUAUGUGCAAGAGAAAACGGCAGGAAAGCCUAUUUUAUUCUAGUAUUAACAGUGAUCAGAACGAGACUGGGUGAGCAUUCCACCUUGAAGUGACCAAUAAGUGCAUAGAGCACUCCAUGCUGGAACAAAGGAUCUAUAGUAUUUUUAUUGCCGAAGUUCUCGGGUUUGUAUACUGAAGUAAAGAAGUGCUGCAACACCAUGCGGCUGAAUAUUUAACACUAGCUCUCUCCUAAAUUUUUUUGCGGCAUCAGUAUGUAAUUAUCAAUAGAUGUUUUGAUAACAUGCAAAUGGCUAUUUUAUUUGAUUGCUUUAGAAGAGGAAGAAUGUGUACAGCUUUGAAUCACCAAUAGGGGUUACUGCUUUAAUUUUAAACAACUUGCAGAAUUUCACUGUCAACAUUCCUAAGAUACUAGUGCAGUUUUUGUGCAUGUCUAAAAAGCACAAAAGACAAAUGUACAUAUAGCAUACUCUAGGUGCUUUAUGUGCAUAAGAAUCUCUGUAGUAUUUUAGUGGGGAGGGAGGCAGUUCAGUACAACCUAAGUGACUUAUUAACAGGUUUUGUUUUGCUUUGUAUAAUCAUAGUUCAUUGCUGUUUGUUUCUAUAAUGAAACAUCUUGUUACAUAAAAUGUCAGGUAAUAAUUGAGGGCUGUCAAUAUCCUUAUGACUUUGCCUUUUCUAUUGUCUUACUCUUAUGAAGAUCUUUGGCUCUGAAGGAGUAAGAGUGUGAAAAGCUUUAUUUUUUUCCAGGUAUAUUUCUAUUGGAUUUUUUAGUUAUGCAAUAUGUGCUACAGAAAUUUUGCUAUUAAACCUGAUCCAGAAAUUUCUAGGAAGAUUCUGUAUGAGAGGGCAAGACAGUGCCUGAAAGCCAGAAGUCAUCUGUUUGUUAUAAAUGUGGACUGCUUUCUUGCAUGAUAUCUGGGGCUUUCCCAAAGCUGUGAGAAGGUACACUAUAAUAUUUAUUGAAGUAAUUUGGACUACAUAGGACAACAUUCCCAGACUAGAAUGAGGAUGAGUACAUUAUUUUCAGAUCCUGCAUGUGUUUUUCUCAUCUUGGUAAAGCCAUGCUAUAAGGUUCAUGUAGAAAAUAAGUUGCACUGAUACUUGCCUCAAUCAAAACCUCAUCAGUUAUAAGGAUGUAUAGUUCAUAUUGGAAAGUUUUGUCUAUUUGCUAUGAGAAUUCAAAUAUCAGAUAUUUGCUUGCCUCUGAUUCUGGAUAUGCUCAUUAAGAGAAGUCUCUGGCAGACUAGUACUGACUUUGAAGUCUUUUAUCUAUGUCCUGUAGCUGGAAACUCUUCAGAGACUGCUUACCUGUGUAUCUCAAGAAAAAAGUUCCAGAUUAAUUUUUUUUUCUCAAAAGAAAACUGAAAGUCUUGUUUGAUAUAGUAUGGUAGGUAACUGAAAAUAAAUAAAAAAUAGUAAUUUAAUAAAGAUUUGGUGAAUUAUUAAAUGUGAUCUGCACAGUGUUGAAAAAAAUACUUUAUCUGUUCAUCUUCUCUAUAAAGAUGAAAUCAUACAUAACACACAAUUACACAUGCAUGCAGCUUUCAUGUUCCAUGUUUUCCUUUUUAUUUGCCUUUUUUUUAAUGGUGUACAUGGAAUAUGCCUUAUUACAGAGUUAUUCUAUUAAUUUGAACAUCUAGAAAAGUGCCUAUAUGUUAAUGCUAGUAAGGCAAAUAAGAUGAAAAGUUGUGUGUUUACUACAUCAAUAGUGAACAUUUUAUAUAGUAAUGUUUAAAAAAAAUUAUCUCAAAUAUACUUCUUCAUUUUAAAAUCAACCAAGCAGUGGUUAAUUCCACCAUAGCUACUGAUGGGAAUGUAAAAGGAAAAAAGCCCAAAAUAUAAAGAAUUUAACUCCGUAUUUGCCUUUUCUUGUAGUUGUUGAACACAGGCAACUAACUGUUCAUUAAUUUAAUUGGAUGACUUUAUUUUGCAAAGGUAUGGGAAGUUUACAAAGCAGUAUAUAAUUCUUAUAUAAUUAGUUGCAUUUGCACUAAAUAUGAUGUACUUUUGCAAUUCUGUAAAUAAAAUUAAACUACAGAUACUAAUUGUAAAUAAUAUUUUACUUUUAGAUAAAGGCACUGGUACUUCACUACAGCUGGCCCUGCCCAAUCAGAGUUGUAAGAGGCUUCUUAAAGAAUAUGGAAGGAGUUGCAGGAUUGAGAAAUAGGUAUUAAUUGACUGCUUUAAAAACAAAAUUUAAAAGGCAGAUAUUGACCUCUCAGAUUAUCCAUGUGCAAGUAACCAUUAGGUCUUUUCUUCUAGAAGGGAUCUUUUACGGUUUUUUUAAAUUUCCCCUGUCUUUUGAGCCCAACCCUCUUUCCAGUCACUGCCACAUAUCUGUGCAUUCUGAGUUCUUCCUGUCAAAGGAUCUGUGGUAUUUAUACAGCUGUGGUCUUUGCAGAAGCAGCCCAUGAUUCUAGAAUGGCUUUUUUCAUAAGCUGAACCAAUUUGAAGGGCUGAGAAGACAGUUUUCUUAUCCAUCAGAUACUGUUCUCUGAAUAUCUUUGUCCGUUUGGUGAAUUUGAAUGUUGCUGAACUAGAUCUGAAGGAAAUUACUUUGUAGAACUUGUAUUGGGAAUGAGGAUGAGAGAUGGUCAUUGUUAUCCUGUCUGAAAACCUGAACAUCGUAUUUUGACAAAUUUAUCUGUGAAAAAUUUAAUACAUCUUGGAAAAAAAAUUACUUUUUACUUAAUUGGGCUGAGCUGGCUUAUGUGAAGUUGUGCAGAUUCUCUUUUAACUACUCAGAUUGUCCACCUGUAUUUUUGUCAAGUUGUACAGAUAAUGCUGUAUUUGAAUUGCCACCA